CAAAUAAGCAUAAAAAUAUAUCAUCAGGAGUUCAGGAUUACGCGCUGUACUUAAUAAGAAGCUUUAUCGUGUGGAGACAGGAUAGUGCUGUAAUAUUUAGUUAAAGUCUGUAAUGCUUUGACAAUUUUUAUUCAUUCUAAUUUUUAAAUGCAGUAACCGUACACUGUACUGAAACGCUUGCCUUCAUGGUACUAUACACUGACCCCGGACCCUUGCCUUGAGAUAAAGGGGCAAUACUGAGAUACUGGACAAAUCUAUCGAAACGGAAUAUCGGAUAUCAUAACAAAAUUACUAUUCUGGCGUUUAUUUCCAUUAACUGAUUGUGAGUCGUCUGCCCCAGUUCAGAGCCUGCAAUAUUUCUUUCUUUCCGGAAUAAGCACCUCGGUCUGUUGGUCCUAUCAGCGUGCAUGGACAUCCGGCCUCCACUGCUUUCCCUUGCCUGUAUCCUUACCCUUGGCCAGUGUCAACAGUCAGCCAGGCCAUUUUAUUGCUACAGCUGCAACUAUGACAUUAGCAUCACACAGAACACUGCCAAUCAGCAUCCGUAUGGCUGCCUAAAAGGUUACGAGACAACCGCCAUCGACUGCUCCAAGAAAGCGUACGUCACCUGUAUACCGGGCCAGAGCAAAUGCAACGGAUGCUUGAUGGAAACCAUCUAUGCUCCGAGCCGAUACUACGGGGGAAACAUCGGGCCCAUGCUCAAACGUUACUGCUUGGCCAGCAACCAACACCAGCUGCAGCUGCUGCUGAUGACGCUAAAACCGGAUGGACCGCAUCAGUACGCCUGCCGUCUGUAUACAGCGUCGAUGGAUAUGCCGGUGCGACAGUGUGUCUGCUGGGGCGACAAGUGCAACCGGCAGAAUCUCGGACAGCACUUUUUGGCACCGGUGGCAAAGGAUACGGAUGCACUACACCCCAACGGCACGGGCAAUUGGUCGGAUAUCUUCAAGCAGGAACAGUAUGAAAACCAACCGCGCCCCACCAUGCCGCCCACCUGGACCAGUAAACCGGGUCCGGUUGGUGGUGGGGGUGGCGCUAGUAAUGGAGUGCAGGAUGGCAGCAACAAAGUGCCAGGAAAUAGUGACAAUGAGACGCGCAUCUGUGAUCCACGCUACCCGGACGAAGCGGACUGCGCUGCGGACGCUGCCCGCGGACGAAAUUCGGCCCUUUCCAUCACACGAUCAUCGGCAUUUGUCCCGGUAUUUCUGGUAACGCUAAAGUGGAGAAUUAGAUACACAAAGUCCCUUUUGGGGGCGGAUUAAAGACUCCAUUGUGUCGGAACGAAUCAAGGCACCACUAACUUAAUUACGAUUGUUUUAACAACCUUUGUCCGGAUUUAUUAUGCUAGAUUUGUUAAGGGAGGGUUUUGAUUUAAAUUGGUCCGAGAACACCAUAGCAUCGAAGCUUUCGUGACCAUAGAUUACAAAAUUAAUCUGUUUUUCUUCACAAAAUUUACUGGGUUGCCUGUUGUUUAUAGUUUCGAAAAUGUGUCGAUAUGAAAGGUCAUGUCGUGCGCGGUAAUGCGGCAAUGUGGGUUAUGCGGUACCGAGUUGGAAUCAUAGGCGACCAAAAUAGAACUCUCUUCUGCACAACUUUACAGUAGGCUCUGAUGAGCGAAAGACCUUUUGAAUGAAUAGCUUUUGUGG
This is a messenger RNA of Paramacrobiotus metropolitanus, 1646 nucleotides long. RefSeq lists its product as uncharacterized. The coding region runs from base 408 to 1262 and encodes 284 amino acids. The transcript has 5 exons. NCBI's taxonomy places the organism in Eukaryota, Metazoa, Tardigrada, Eutardigrada, Parachela, Macrobiotidae. The record is from RefSeq and is a predicted model, not a curated record.